This is a messenger RNA of Paralichthys olivaceus (Japanese flounder), 2487 nucleotides long. The record is from RefSeq and is a predicted model, not a curated record. Lineage: Eukaryota; Metazoa; Chordata; Actinopteri; Pleuronectiformes; Paralichthyidae.
AUGUCCCCGCUGCUGUAUUUAGGAGGACUGGUGGUGUUGCUGCUGCUGUGGAUCAGACUCAAAGGUCUAGACUACGUGAUCGUGCACCAGAGGUGGAUCUUUGUUUGUUUGUUCCUGCUGCCGCUCUCCGUCGUAUUCGAUGUCUAUUACUAUGUGCGCGCGUGGCUCAUAUUCAAGAUGUGCUCUGCGCCAAAACUGCACGACCAGCGCGUGCGAGACAUCCAGAGACAGGUGCGUGAGUGGAGGAAGGACGGGAGUAAGACGCACAUGUGCACCGGUCGGCCCGGCUGGCUCACUGUGUCUCUCAGAGUGGGAAAAUACAAGAAAACACACAAAAACAUCAUGAUCAAUAUGAUGGACAUUCUGGAGGUGGACACCAAGAGGCAGGUGGUGAGAGUUGAGCCGCUAGCCAACAUGGGCCAGGUAACAGCUCUCCUCACUUCUAUUGGCUGGACUCUGCCGGUGCUGCCAGAGCUGGAUGAUCUCACCGUGGGUGGUUUGGUGAUGGGUACAGGCAUCGAAUCGUCUUCUCAUAUUUACGGCCUGUUUCAGCACAUCUGUGUUGCAUAUGAACUGGUCCUAGCUGAUGGCAGUUUGGUUCGCUGCACUGAGGAGGAAAACUCUGACUUGUUCCAUGCUGUCCCGUGGUCCUGUGGUACUCUGGGAUUCCUGGUUGCAGCUGAAAUUAAAAUAGUCCCUGCUAAGUCCUGGGUGAAGCUGCAGUAUGAGCCAGUCAGAGGGCUGGAGAACAUCUGCAAGCGCUUCACCGAAGCAUCGGAGAACAAGCAGAACACGUUUGUCGAGGGCCUCCAGUACAGUCUGGACACUGCUGUCAUCAUGACGGGAACCAUGACUGACCACGCAGAGCCUGAUAAGAUUAACAGAAUCGGGCUGCACUUUAAACCCUGGUUCUUCAAACACGUGGAGAGCUACCUGAAGAGAGACCACACUGGGGUGGAGUACAUUCCUCUGAGACAGUAUUACCACAGACACACACGCAGCAUCUUCUGGGAGAUUCAGGACAUCAUCCCAUUCGGUAACAAUCCGGUCUUUCGCUGUCUUUUCGGAUGGAUGGUUCCUCCGAAGAUCUCUCUGUUGAAGCUCACACAGGGAGAGACCAUCAGGCGGCUUUACGAACAGCACCACGUGGUCCAGGACAUGCUGGUUCCCAUGAAGCAUCUGCAGGCCGCCAUCACAUGCUUCCACGAGGACAUUAGUGUUUACCCUCUGUGGCUGUGUCCGUUCCUGUUGCCAUCAGGCAGAGGGAUGGUUCAUCCCAAAGGUGAAGAGGCGGAGCUGUACGUGGAUAUCGGGGCUUACGGAGAACCUAAAGUCAAACACUUUGAAGCUAAAGCAUCAACACGUCAGCUGGAGAAGUUUGUGAGAGAUGUGCACGGGUUCCAGAUGCUGUAUGCAGAUGUGUAUAUGGACCGAGAGGAGUUCUGGGAGAUGUUUGAUGGACAACUGUAUCACAGACUGAGAGAGGAACUGGGCUGUAAAGGGGCCUUCCCCGAGGUUUACGACAAAAUUUGUAAAUCUGCUCGACACUGACCCCCCCCCCCAUCACCGGUACCUGACCUCAACUCUGUGUCACACAAACACAGAGACAAUGUCUGCAACUCAUGAUACACAGAUAUUUCCUCUAAAGCAAUAAGAUGUUUUACACAAUCAGAAGUUUAUAUGGUGAAAUUAAGCUUUGUACAAACAAGCUAAAUUCACAUCUAGUGGUGAUGUUGCAUGUUGCAGCUGAACACCCCUCACCUCACCCUCUCAUUCCAAACAUGACAGAGAACCUGUGGUAGCCUUCAGUUGUCAUAAAAACUCAAAAGGUGUUUAGUUUGUCCAGUCUGGGCUAAUGUAAAAAACAUGGCAGGCUCCGUAGAGAGGGUCCCCUUCAGAUAUAAAUCUUAAGUAUUUAAAUACAAAAGAACAAUUCGUACAUUAAGAUGAUCACACACUAGUGAAAACAUCAUUGGGACUAUUUAAUUUCUGCCAAUAGAUCCCUGUCAUUUAAUUUUGAACACUGGACCUUUAAGAACUCUCUCCUAUCAAUGUGAAACAAGUACCAUAAAGCUUUUAAGUCAUGAAUGUAUUUACUAUUUCCUUUGUGCACAGGUAUUUAACAUGGUCUAAUUUCAUUUGCAGCUUGACUAAAAACUGUAUAUGUAUCAUGUGCUUGUUUCAGAGCAUAUUGCACCAAAUGUCUUAUUUUUUCCCCUUUUUUUAAGGGUGUUACACUCUACAUACAUUUUCCCUGUUGAAAUACAUUAAUACCCAAGUGCCAUACACAUAACCUCCCAAUAAGCUUCAUACAGACAUUUUAAAACACUUCAAAAUACAUGCUAGUGAAUUUAACAUUCAGUCCAGAUAAAAACCAACUGUAAAAUAUUGGCUACUAUUUUGAUAUGUAAAUGAGAAAACAUCUCAUGGACUGUGUGAGGGAUGGAUGGCUGAAAUAAAAACUUCAAAUAAAAAAUUAUUCAACAA